AUGUGGGUGCCCCAAGCUCUCUGCCCAGGACAUUCUGGCGGGAGCCGAGCGGUGCCCCACCCCCGCAUCUGGUGGAACAUCCCUGCUGACUGCACAGCUGCCAUUUCCACCUUCUCCAGGCUGUGCCUGGGGCAGCUCCAGGCCCACGAGCGGGAGCGGCAGGCCCCAACACUGAGCCCCAAUUCUGAGGAUGCUGACAGGAGCGCUGGCAGGACUGAACUGCUGGAGAUCACCUCCGGCUACUCUGAGCCUGUGGUCGGCUGUUUACGGAGCUCGUCAGAGCAGCUGCCCUAG
Messenger RNA from Rangifer tarandus platyrhynchus (Svalbard reindeer), 294 nucleotides. Lineage: Eukaryota; Metazoa; Chordata; Mammalia; Artiodactyla; Cervidae. The record is from the annotation of a GenBank genome assembly.